AUGAGUUCCGGGAUAGGCAGGACAGUGCUCACAAAGACCGCACCCACAGCAAGCUGCGAGAGGAUUCUGAAUCACAUUCGGGAAAACCGGGUCACGCAUAUUCAAGGAGAGACGGGCUGUGGCAAGUCCACCCGCCUCCCGCAGUUCAUACUUGAGGAUGCCCGAGAGCGAGGAGAGGAGAUUCGUAUGGUAGUGACACAGCCAAGGCGGAUGGCCGCUGUGACGCUGGCCAAGCGCGUCGCCUCAGUUCUCGGUGAGGAGAUCGGUCAGGGAACGGUUGGCUACAGGAUAAGUGGCGACAGCAUCAACGGCAAGCUGUGCUUUGUCACCGUCGGAUACUUCCUUCAGAGAUUAGUGAACAACCCCGAGGACUAUCAACGCUACACCCAUGUCGUCCUAGACGAGGUUCACGAGCGCGGGGUGGAUGCCGACCUGCUUUCAUUGAUCAUCAAACUGUUAAUGCAUUGCUGCCCCGCGGUGAAACUCAUCGUGAUGUCAGCGACCCUUCAAGCAACUCUUUUUGCGGACUAUUUCUCUUCGCUGCACCCUGGUAGAAGGUCUCCAGAGGUGCUGGCGGUGGGUGCUCGAUGUCACCCAGUCGAGCAACUCUUCCUGGAUGAUUUGAACCGUCAUUUCGAUUUCAGCGAGCCCAAAGACCGUCGCAGUUUGGAAAACGCUCUUCAGGCGUUUGCAGGCCUGUCGAAAGGCAGAGGCAAGGGUAAAGGCAAGAAGGAUGGAACUGGAGGUGAUGAAGCUGGCUUCAAGCGAGUGGAGCCGCAGAUCUCUGAGGGACUCCUGGAGGUUACUUGUGCCCUCGUACAGCAACUGGCAAAACCUGGUUGCACGAUCAUCGUGUUUCUACCGGGCAUCGCAGACAUCACGCAGCUCUUCGAGGUUGUGCUCUUUAUCGAUGGUGACCAAGUUGGCCCUGCAGCAUUCACGCCAAUCAUGAACGCAUUUACUGUUUCCUCUGCGCGUAUCUACAUUGACGAGACUCGUGCUGAAGCCUGGAAGGCAGCAUUGGCACAACAUGGGAUUGACGUCGUGCGGGUCCCCCGUGCAGGUGGCUGCAAGGAUCCUGCAGACAUUAUGCUGGCAAUGGAUGCCACAGAAGCGGCCCUCUCUGGGGCCCUCCGGACUGGAGUUUCUGCCAUUGGGGUUGUCUCAGCAGACGUGGACUUCGCCAUCCUUCUGCAGAAAUUGCGUAGAUGGGGGAUUUGGACUGUUGCUGUCCAUCCCAAACUGAGGCAUUCAGGAAUGAGCGGGCAACUUGCAGUUUCGGCAGAUGAAGUGGUGCAUUAUUCCGAGAGCAAGAGUUUCAAGAAGCUGCAACGCAUCGUGAUUGACACGACACAGCUUGAAGGUGAAGUUGAGGUACAAGAGGAUGAUUCUGCGGAGACGCUUGACGACAUUCUGAUUUCAGAAGCCUGUCUCGAGGAGCUCAGGGCGGUGCUUGUGAAGUCUGGCUUCCUGACAUCUAGAGAAGAUGGACCGCUGGUUGAUGCGCUGGUGAAGUUCUUCCACACCAACAAUCUGGGAAAGCUUACAAUUUGGCCGCAGAAGCUUGCCAUACGAGAAGCUGCCAGCAAGAUCCUGACGCAGCCGCAACAAAACUGGAAAAAGAAUCCAGGGAAUCUUGCGCUUAUCCAGCCACUUGGUGGGGGCAGUUAUGGUGCGGAGCCCACUAACUUCGCACGACUGUUGCAGACAGGUGGCCCACUCCUUUGCCAGAUUGACGCCAACUUGGUAAAACGCGUGCUUCACCGUUUUGGCUACCUGGAUGGUAGCUUGGACAUGGCUGGUGACAACAUGGAGGAGGCCGUUGCGCUUUUCUGCAGGAUGAAUCGCAAGAAGAUGCGGAGCGUUGGGCAGCUGGGGCAGCGAAGUUGGCAGGAGCUGCAUGCUCUGUUGUCUGCACAAAGACUGCAGGCGUGGCACCUGCCAUUCAGCGACAGGCCGCUCCGACGGUACUUGCAAGCGGAAAAGCUCAUGCGCAAAACUACUUUCUCCUCGAGCCUGGCAAUGCGAGCUGUCAUGCAGAAGUUGAGUCUUGGCUUUUGGGCAGAGGUGGUGGUGACAAGAGCACAGUUGCAGGAGGUGUUCAACGAAGUGCCCAAAGAUUGCGGCCACAUCGUGCUUGCCAGCAACAUCGCAGAGAGUUCUCUGACACUGCCAAGCGUGUGUGCUGUGGUUGACCUGGCUCUGAGACGGACUGUUCAGUACGAUACGCGACGGCUGAUGUGUUGCUUGGUGACCACCUGGUGCUCCCAGAGCUCCUGUAAGCAGCGACGAGGCCGCGCAGGCCGCACGAUGCCCGGGCGGGCUCUGUGCCUUGUGCCCCGCCGCUUCUUUGAGUCCGAGCUGCCUGCUUUCGAUCCACCCGAGAUGCUCAACGCCCCGUUGACAAAGCUCUACCUGCAGGCAAAGCAGCUUUGCUCAACUCUGGCAAGAGUGUCUGGUCGGGUUCAACUACCGCCAGAGGUGAAAAUGGACAUCUCCUCCCCCAAGGCACUACUGAAUGAGGUUGUCCAACCUCCUUCGCUCAACUUGCUGGAUGCAGCGAUCCAAGAGCUGUCCGCGGUGGGCUGUCUUACAAUGCCUGCGGAGGACCACAGAGACCUGGAGUGGUGGGCGCAGCGUACUGUCCUGCUGAAUGCCUGCACCACGCUGGCCUUGGCCAUGGCGGCGGGCCUCACUGGCCCAGACCCCUUCAGCACGCCGUCGCUUCUGGUGCUGAAGGAUCAGCAAGAGUACGUGCAGAAGCUGGAAAGAUCCUUCGCCUCGCGGCGAUGGUGCGAUCAUGGGACUUUCUCCGAGCCUAUCAUGAUGCACUCACUCUUCAAGGAAUGGAUUCGCGCCGGUGCACCGCGAGGUGCCAAGGCACUUGGACCUUUCGUCCGUGACUGGUCUAUCAUACCCAAGAAGUUCGAAUCAUUGACUGCGGAUGCCACAGAGCUGACAGUCCGUUUCCUCAAGCUCUUGCAGACGGGAAGGGCUCGCAGCAACCUCGAGGAACUGCUUGGCGCCAUGCACCACAAGCUGGACAAGGGAGAUGAUCUGCUCCGCAUGAGCCGGACAAAUGGCUGGGGGAACCCAGAAAGAAUCUUCAGCGGUGAUGUGGACAAGCUUCGCUGCUUGGUGGCUUUGGCCUUCAGUGAUCAGAUGCUGCUGCACUUGAAUCCGCGCUGGGCGCCAUCGUCUGGUAGCAAGAAGCGCCUGGAAGAGCAGCUGCUGGACUUGAUGUACAAGCACCAAUGCGAUCCGCACAACACAGUUGGAAUUUUUAUCCCUGCCGGCCACGGCGAGGAAGGCAUCAACCAGCUGUGUGAGGCGAUGUGUGGGGAAGAGCCAGAGGCCGUGGUGGUCGACGAGAAGGCAAAACUGGCGCUUGUGGCGUUCGAGCACAGUGCUGAGAAGGAUGCCUUAGACCAUGAGCACGUGCUCCUGUGGGACGUGCCAUCGUCAAUCCACAGGUUGCACAUGUUUGGAUCAGGCCGAUACAGAUUCUUCGUGGAGCGGCCGGGCCUUGAGGAGCCACCAGUGGAGCUCUUCAAGCCGGUCCACCCUUUUAUGUUGCAGUGGGAGGUCUUAACACAUCCCGGCAGCACCAGCACGAAGAAGAAGCCGCCAACAGUGAAGGGCAUGUGUGACUGGCGCAAUCCAAUGGGCUUUGCUUGCCACGUGGACGACACGAAACCUGCUACUGAGUUCGUUGGGUGCUGUGCAUCCAUUCAAGGCGCGGGCCUGCGACAUCAGGGCUCACGAUUUGGGGUUCGUGCGGUGCGCAUUCUUCACCACGAGCUGGUCAACCUGCCGCAGAAAACCUUGGCACCAGCUGUCCUGGAGGCAGUAAAUGCGCUGCGACUUGGUCUUCGAGAGGCAUUGUACCCUGCAUCCUGGUGGAGUUGGGAUGGUUGGGGAGCGGAAGGUACAGAAACUUCCUCAAGGCGGCAUCGAGGUCACGGUCACAGAGAUGCGAGGGAUGGCGAUUUGCUGGAUUUGCCGGAACUCAGCUACCUUCUGAGACAGCUCAUGGAGGUGCUGCCUGAUAGCGCAGCAGUGCAAAGACCGAAGAAGAUGAAGUGGCGGCAAGCGGCGACGUUUUCGCAGGACUGGGACGAAGAGGACCAGUGCUUCCUCCGGGGACUGCAGCCACUCUCCCAGCGGGAGGACUUGCGGCCAGAUGCAGACAGCGGCAAGGACACGGCCUUUCAAGCGAUUGUGGACUUCUUGGCAAAGAACGGGGAGUCUGCCAUCAGCUCGCUGCCGAGCAAGAUCCGCAAAUCAAAGAAGCAACUGGAGAAAAGGCCUGACCUUUUUGAAAUCCGCGCGACCAAGAGGGAUUGCUUCGUCCGCCUGGCUGGCAUCCAAAAGUCAGGAAAUGCCAAGGCCCACAAAGGAGCUGGUGGGCGAGAGCAGCCAUUGGUUGACGCUAUUGUCAGGGUCCUGACCAAUCGCGGUGCUGUUGGUCUCGGGGAGCUUGGCUCGCAGGCAGCUCUAAAGAAACUUCUGCAGCGGCAGAAACCUGCGCUGCAGAAGAUUCGCCAAUUCCUUGCUGCCUUUCCCGCUUUGUUUGAAAUGGGACUUGAUGAUAGAGGACAAGUUGCCGUGACUUUGAGCGGCUGUGCGGACCAGCGAGGUCUGAUACAACAACAUCCAAAGACAGUGAAAGGUGGCAAUCGCUCCGCCACCUCAGGACCUUCGAAGUGGAAAGGUGCCAACCUUGCAUCGCUUUCUGGGCACAUAGCUUUGCUAUGUCGCGCGUCAUCAGCAACGGCAAGUGACUUUGAUGGGCGCGUCAAAGCUUUCCUGGUGGACGUCCUGGACAAGGAGGGCGACGAAGCUUUAGACGAUUGCUUCGAGAAUCUGCACGAAUGGCUGGGCAAGAAGGGGGAGCGAGGUGCAAUCACAAACUGGCCAGCUUACAUCAUGAAGCUGCUGCAGGGCUGGAAGCUGGAGCGGGCGCAAUGA
Molecule: messenger RNA, 4971 nt
Organism: Symbiodinium pilosum
Lineage: Eukaryota; Dinophyceae; Suessiales; Symbiodiniaceae
Source: the annotation of a GenBank genome assembly